GACCACCCUUCCCCUGGACUGGAGGCGUAAAGGGUAGAAAAGCAGGGGAGAAAAGCACCCUGGGCUGGUGAGGACUGCAGAGUGAGCCCGAGCAGUGCAGGAAGGAGGUGGCAGCUCUCUUGUGGGAAAUCCUGAAGAUGGCCAAGGAUGAUUCCACUGUCCGUUGCUUCCAGGGCCUGCUGAUAUUUGGAAAUGUGAUUGUUGGUAUGUGUGGCAUCGCCCUGACUGCAGAGUGCAUCUUCUUUGUAUCUGACCAACACAGCCUCUACCCAUUGCUGGAAGCCACCAACAAUGAUGACAUCUAUGGGGCCGCCUGGAUCGGCAUGUUUGUGGGCAUCUGCCUCUUCUGCCUGUCUGUCCUAGGCAUUGUGGGCAUCAUGAAGUCCAACAGGAAAAUUCUUCUAGCAUAUUUCAUUCUGAUGUUUAUAGUAUAUGGUUUUGAAGUCGCAUCUUGCAUCACAGCAGCUACACAACGGGACUUUUUCACACCAAACCUCUUCCUGAAGCAGAUGCUGGUGAGGUACCAAAACAAUAGCCCACCGAGCAACGAUGACCAAUGGAAAAACAGUGGAGUCACCAAAACCUGGGACAGACUCAUGCUCCAGGAUCACUGCUGUGGUGUAAAUGGUCCAUCCGACUGGCAGAAAUACACAUCCGCCUUCCGGACUGAGAACAAUGAUGCUGACUAUCCCUGGCCUCGGCAGUGCUGCGUUAUGAACAACCUCAAAGAGCCUCUCAACCUGGAGGCCUGCAAACUAGGAGUGCCUGGUUAUUAUCAUGAUCAGGGCUGCUAUGAACUCAUCUCUGGACCAAUGAACCGACAGGCCUGGGGGGUUGCCUGGUUUGGAUUUGCCAUUCUCUGCUGGACUUUUUGGGUUCUCCUGGCUACCAUGUUCUACUGGAGCAGAACUGAAUAUUGAGCAUAAAGUGUCACCACCAUAUCUCCUUCCUCUUGUGACUCUGGACCUGGUGCUGGAACCUGUUCUCUCCCAACAGUCCACAUUUGAGCUCUAUAGUAACCAGUGCACAUUUUAACUCACAUUGCCAAGUCAGGUGGUAUGGACAGCCUUUAGACUCUCAGGCUCUUGUGAUUCUCAGGACUAGUAUUUUAAAUCUUUGUCUAAGAUUCUGCAACAUUUUUAUGCACUGUAAGACAGAGAGGAUUUGGAAAGUGGGGACUAGCUACUCUCAUCCCUGUUUAUUUUUAAUUUGGGGCAUAAAGAUAUUCAAAGGAACUGUACUGUCAUAGUAAGUUGGGCAUGUCCAGUUUACUGUUGGCCACAAAGGGCUUUCCCACAGUGCUUAACGGCAUAUCUGUUGCGGGUAACUGGGGGCCAAGCCAGGGCAAGAACCUAAUUCCUGAUCCCUGAUCCCAGCUCUGUAUUUGAUUAACAAAUCUGCUGUAUUUCUCCCUAUUUUCUAAAAGAAACCUUCUCCAGUCUUCCAUUUAUCUCAGUAUUGUCUGGAUGAGAGAAGGAAGAAAAAGAUUGCUGAAAUGUCUUUUGCCUUUUGUUCUACUAUGGACUUGUGAGUCUUUGAUGAAACCUUGGGAUCCUUUUAUUUUCCAGAGCAAUCCCUGAUCUUUAGUUAAUGAUGGUUCAAAUUCCCUGUCAUGCCCUUUGGAGUGAUAUGCUUAGUCACCUCAAUUCUCCAUUAAUUAAAAGUAUGUGGACUUUGGGGACAUCAAAGGGAUCUGUUAUAUGUUUACUUAGUCUUUGACCUGCAUGGUUUCAACUUGAAACACCUUUCAAAUAGGUGAGAUGAAGACUGGCUAGUAGAACAAGGUGAUUUAUGGGGAUUUUUGUUUGCUGUAAAAAUAUUUCUCUUCUGAACUGUUUCAUUUGCGGUCCUGGAGGAAGUUCUUCUAACUCAACCUUUGUUUGCUUGAUCUUAUAAAUAAAGAGGGCUUU
Messenger RNA from Sciurus carolinensis (gray squirrel), 1910 nucleotides. RefSeq names its product uroplakin 1B (gene Upk1b). Gene Ontology annotation, cellular component: membrane. The transcript is spliced from 8 exons. Lineage: Eukaryota; Metazoa; Chordata; Mammalia; Rodentia; Sciuridae. The record is from RefSeq and is a predicted model, not a curated record. The coding region runs from base 138 to 920 and encodes 260 amino acids.